Messenger RNA from Ostreococcus tauri, 666 nucleotides. RefSeq names its product Nicotinamide N-methyltransferase-like. Bases 1 to 666 code for a protein of 221 amino acids. The record is from RefSeq and is a predicted model, not a curated record. The transcript has a single exon. Lineage: Eukaryota; Viridiplantae; Chlorophyta; Mamiellophyceae; Mamiellales; Bathycoccaceae.
AUGUGUCGGGCGGUCGCCGAAGCGUUUUGCGACGCGACGCAGAGAUGGAAGACGUCGGAAGGGGCGCGGGAGACGGCGCGGGACGACGGGCGAGGUCGAACGCGGGCGGAGACGUGCGCGUUGGCGAAGGAGCUGGUGAUCACGCCGGACACGCGCGUGAUCGAGGUCGGUGCGGGGAUUGGACUGUUGGGGAUCGUGCUCGCGCGAAUCGGAGCGAAGAGAUCGACGAUCACGGACGAUAACGUGCGGUUGUUGAGCGAGAACGUCUCGGCGAGCGGCGGCUCGCGCGCCGAGUGUAAGCGCCUGCGUUGGGCGUCGCCCACGAGCGCGAACGCGAGCGAGUGGGACGCCGUCCAAGCGUUUGUGGAGACGUACGUGCGUGAAAACGACGGCGAGCGUCCGCAUCUCAUCGUCGGCACGGACGUCAUGUAUUCCCAAUCGCGCGCGACCUGCCGAGCGCUCGCGAGCACGAUCGCCGCGCUCGCCGACGAUGACACCGUCGUCAUCAUCGGGUUCGAGGACCGAGGCGAUUGGGGCCAGGUCGCCCAUUUCUUCGAACACGCCGAGACGUGCGGGUUACGCGGCGAGGCGGACCCGUUCGGGGAGGACGAAGACGACUGGUUGCUCAUACGGCUCUCCAAGCGCGGGGACUCGAAAUCGCCCUGA